AUGACAUCUGUCUUCGACAGAAUCAAUCAACAAUUAGGGAAAUACAAAAGGCACAAAUCAUGGAAAACACUUUUUCAGAGCGGCAAAGGGCCAAAUGUAGCUCUUUCUACUUUGAAAGCUUAUGCACCGGUCAUCAGUUAUUUUAUCAUGGCAUUUUGUGAUUUUAAUGAAUUUGUGCUUCCGUAUGAGACACCACAAAAUGCCCUGCAGAUUGCAGCUAAUGAGCAUGCAAAAGAAGAUUACACUCAUUACAAACUUUUUAUCGAAGACUGGGAGAAUCUUAGUGGGGAUAAGCUGGUAUCUACGUAUGAUGAUUUAAUACCAUGUUUACCACUGGAAGGAAGAUCAUCAGGCUUCUUUGUAAUCCCUCAUGGAAUCUGCUCAUGUUUAACACUUGCUAGUGCCGUUGCUAUUCAAGACAAGCAUUUGCCAGAUAUCGAAGUCAAGCAGCUCGAAUCUCUCUUGCCGUUUGUAACGAAGAUCAUGCCUAAACAACAGAUUGACGAUCCAUGCGAACAAGCGCUGAGAGUCUCUGAAGUCAUUGCUCAACUAAUUGCGGAUUUGGAUCUUACUAGUCCAUUGCGUGAAUUUCAAGUGCCCGCAUCCAGUUUUGAAGGGAUUAUUGAACGGGCACGCCCCGAUGGCAAGAUUGAUAUGAGAUACAAUGAUUUUGUUACACUUCUUGAUCAUUCCUUUUAG
This is a messenger RNA of Rotaria socialis, 699 nucleotides long. Lineage: Eukaryota; Metazoa; Rotifera; Eurotatoria; Philodinida; Philodinidae. The record is from the annotation of a GenBank genome assembly.